AUGCCGGGGAAAUCAAUCCUCUCGGUCAACGCGGGCUCCUCGUCCGUCAAAAUCACCUUCUACACGUAUGAGAAGACCCCCAAAGCUAUUGCGAAUGCGCAGGUCUCAGGCAUCACCGCGCCCCCAGCAACACUGAAGUAUACGCUCGGCGAGAAGCAGCGCAAAGAGGAACUGAAGGAGGAGGUCAGCACUCCACAGGAUGCAUUCAAGCUGCUCUUGAAGCGCUGCUUUACAGACCCCGAUCUCUCAGAUGUCGCGAGCAGCGAUGACCUUGCGUAUAUCUGCCAUCGUGUUGUGCACGGCGGGGACUUUGAGUCUGCGACUGUAAUUACUGAAGAGACGUAUCACCAGCUUGAGAAGCUAGAGGAUCUAGCACCUCUGCACAACUUCUCCGCUCUCGAGAUCGUCCGGCUUUGCAGAAAAGAGCUCCCCGACGUCCAAAGCAUCACGUUCUUCGACUCCUCCUUCCACAGCACCCUGCCCCCCUACGUGAAGACAUACCCGAUUGACCAGAAAGUCGCCAAAUCGAAUAAGCUGCGGAAGUACGGGUUCCACGGGAUAAGCUACUCGUUCAUCCUGCGCUCCGUCGCUGGGUUCCUGAACAAACCAGUCGAAAAGAGCAAUCUGAUCGCCCUGCAUGCAGGGAGUGGCGCUUCGAUAUGCGCGAUCAAGGAUGGCCGAUCGGUUGAUACUUCGAUGGGAUUGACACCCCUAGCCGGAUUACCAGGCGCCACUCGCAGCGGCGAUAUUGACCCAUCGCUCGUGUUCCACUAUACCAGUGAGGCGGGGAAGCUCAGCCCUGCGAGUACCAAGGAGAUGCACAUCAGCACUGCAGAGGAGAUUCUGAACAAGAAAUCCGGAUGGAAGGCUCUCACGGGCACGACGGACUUUUCGCAAAUAGGCGUGGAGAACCCGCCGAGCGAGGAGCAUAAGCUUGCAUUUGACAUUCUUGUUGAUCGCAUCGUGGGGUUCGUUGGGAACUACUACGUCAAGCUCGACGGUCAGGUCGACGGGAUUGUCUUCGCCGGAGGAAUUGGGGAGCAAAGUGCGUUGUUGAGGAAGACCAUUGUUGAGAAAUGCCGCAGUCUGGGGUUCGCGAUUGACCCUGCGGCGAACGAACGAGGUCCGGGGGAGAAUGAGACGGUGGUGGAUAUCACCGCUCGUGGGAAGCCCGAUGCGAAGCGGGUGUUGAUCUGCCAGACUGAUGAGCAAUUCGAGAUGGCGUAUAGCUGCAUCCAGACGCGAGGUCUUGGUAGUUGA
This is a messenger RNA of Aspergillus puulaauensis, 1260 nucleotides long. RefSeq names its product putative acetate kinase. The record is from RefSeq and is a predicted model, not a curated record. NCBI's taxonomy places the organism in Eukaryota, Fungi, Ascomycota, Eurotiomycetes, Eurotiales, Aspergillaceae. Gene Ontology annotation, molecular function: acetate kinase activity. The coding region runs from base 1 to 1260 and encodes 419 amino acids. Gene Ontology annotation, biological process: acetate metabolic process; phosphorylation. The transcript has 6 exons.